Acanthaster planci (crown-of-thorns starfish) is the source of this 2491-nucleotide messenger RNA. RefSeq names its product PDZ domain-containing protein GIPC3-like. The record is from RefSeq and is a predicted model, not a curated record. NCBI's taxonomy places the organism in Eukaryota, Metazoa, Echinodermata, Asteroidea, Valvatida, Acanthasteridae. Gene Ontology annotation, molecular function: protein binding.
ACAGCGCCCCCCAGCGGCGGUGUGGUUGUUGAAGGUGCAGUAAUGGCCGCUCAUCUUGGGGAGGUGUGAGUUGUAGUUGUACCCACUUGAAUUUCCAAAUUUCGAUCCGGAAUUCUGUCCGGUGAUUUCUUAAGUCCAGCACUUACAUUGACAUUUUCAUGCGGGAACUUUCAGAAGUGUCUGGAAACUGGUCUUUUUGCCGAUGUCGUUUGAUGAAUGUGGCUUAGUAAGUGAAAAUUCGUGGUGAGGACUUGGCUACAUCAGGUGUUUUACUUGUACACGAAGGUACAUGUACUCGGUCAUUGUCGGUACAUACAUGUACAGUACUUCAUAGGCCUAACGCGAUGUACCCGGAGAACAACGUCUCUGCUCUGCUAUUGCUGUCGACGUUGGUCUUGAUCUUUUGACGAACUGAGUGCCAGUUCUAGGCCUAAUGCGAAUUUGGAGCUAUCCUGAAAGUUGUGAGACAAAAUUGAUGUGCCUGCUCUGCGAAAAACUUGUCUUGGUGUUCUGGUUCAAUCCGACUCGAGUGCAUUUUUAAUUCAGUUUCAGUAGAUCUUGUUGUAGACAGUUUGACUGGAGGAAACCGUUUUUGGCCUACAACUACCUGCUACCAGUCUGCUUACCCAUCAGGAUAAUACUACUCCUUCUUGAAAUCCAAGCCACAGAAACUGUUGUCAUGCCUUUAUUUCCAAAAAAGAAAGGUGAAAAGAAGCCAAAAGGGGGCCUCACGGAAUAUGAGCAGCAGCCCGAUGUCGAUCAGACAAACUCACGAGAGGCGUACCCAACAGCUCCCACUUCUGCUGUGCCGCCGGUGGCCAAUGGCAGUCAGGUACCUUCAGCCACACAGCCACAACAGCCGCCACGGAGGCUGGUGUUCUACACCCAGCUAGCCCACGGGAGCUCCACUGAACGGAUUGAAGGUUUCACGAAUGUCAGGGAGCUGUACGAGGAGAUUGCCAAGGCAUUCGACAUAGCACCUUUAGAUAUCCUGUUCUGCACGCUCAACACCCACAAAGUGGACAUGGAGAGGCUCCUGGGAGGUCAGAUAGGCCUGGAAGAUCUCAUUGUGGCGCACGUGAAGGGGCCGACGAAGGCCAUCGAGUGCCUGAAGUCGGACGCCUCGCUGGGGCUGACCAUCACUGACAACGGGGCGGGCUACGCCUUCAUCAAGCGCAUCAAGGAGAACAGCGUCAUGGAGGGUGUGGCCGAAGUGCUGGUGGGCGACCACAUUGAGGCCAUCAACGGGAAGAGCAUGAUCGGAUCCCGCCACUUUGAAGUAGCCAAAGAGUUCAAGGACCUGCCCGUGGGCUUAAACUUCACUGUCAACUUGGUGGAACCCAAGAAGGCAUUCACCAAAAUCGCGCCCCGUUCGGCCACCCCGGUAAUGGCCCCACCAGUGGCCGCCACGCCAACCGAGAACCAGGUGAAGACGGGUAGGGAGACGUUGCGGUUACACAGCAAGGGGCCGGCUGAGAUAGUCAAGGAAGAGCCCAACAAAUUUGAGACCAUUGCAGCCACCAAGUGUGACGAUCUGCUUGAAAGCUACAUCGGGAUCCGGGAUGAAACCCUCGCGGAGACUCUGGUGGGGUUAUUCAAAGGCAAGUCAGACUUUUCGGACUUUAUGGCGGCGGUGGAAGAACAGCUCGGAGAGCUGGAAUUCCCUGAGGAAUUCAUCUUUGACCUCUGGGGCAUGAUGGGAGAUGUGAAAGAUGGCCGGAUAUGAAUGCUACCGUUUCCGCCAACAGUUAAAAUUUGAAGGAGGAAAGGAAGCAAAAGUCCGUCUCUUUUUUAUUUGAGUACAAGGAAUCAAGAGUCUCGACUACCAAUGAAAAAAUUAUUUGUAUAUUUGUAAUUGUUAAUCAACGGCAUUUGCCGCAAGGGUCUCAAGUACAUGUAAUUUUAAUAUUUUCUUUUUGGUGAUACUUUUCUUUAAAUGCAUACAUGUUAAUUAAGCUUUUUCACCUUCCGCCGAGCCAGUUUGAGGAAUUUCGAGGAGCAGCAUACAUGUUGCUGAUGUCAAUUCAAGAUUGUAGUUAAAAGUUCUUAUCCCAGCAUGGAGUUUUUACACUCUUCCUUGUUCGGUCUCUUUAUACCAAAGUUUACCAGUGGGCCACAUUAAAUCUAAAACAAGUGACUAGAGACCAACGUUUAUGCCCCAAGGAGAAUCUUUUUUAUUCGCUCUCUUUGCAGUUAAAUGUCUCGCCCACCAUUGAAAUGAAGUCACAAGUUCAAUCCUACCAGUUUGAUUGAUGUUGAUUUAUUUAUUCGAUAAUAUGAACAGGAACAAGGUGCACUAUGGUACAUGCUAAUCUUUUAUGCAAUUUAAGCAAAUGUGAUAAGCUUUUUCUGAGUUGACUUUGACCCAAAUCUGGUACACUGAGUUCUUUAAUUCACGUGAAUAGUACAACUUUAAUUCUCCUUACUAAAACCACUGUUGCCAUACCUCGUGAUUCCAGGCAAGCUUUUGCUUAGUUACAUAAGAGAUGCC